CGGCCAUGGCAGGGAAUAGUUGCGAGGUGAAUGGGAGUGGGAUCCCGGUCUGUAGAAGGUGCGCUGCUCCCGGAGUGUCCAAGUGGGUCCGGCUCAACGUGGGGGGGACCUGCUUCCUGACAACGCGGCAAACCCUGUGCAGAGACCCGAAAUCCUUUCUGUACCGCCUGUGCCAGGCAGACCCCGACCUGGACUCGGAUAAGGAUGAAACGGGAGCAUAUCUGAUAGACAGAGACCCUACAUAUUUUGGUCCAGUAUUAAACUAUUUGAGACAUGGGAAACUUGUGAUAAACAGAGACCUAGCAGAAGAAGGUGUUCUGGAAGAAGCAGAAUUCUAUAACAUUACAUCGUUAAUUAAACUAGUUAAGGACAGAAUACGGGAAAGAGACAGCAAAACGUCACAGGUGCCGGUAAAACACGUCUAUAGAGUUCUUCAGUGUCAAGAGGAGGAACUGACGCAAAUGGUUUCAACAAUGUCUGAUGGAUGGAAGUUUGAACAGUUGGUCAGUAUUGGCUCCUCCUACAACUAUGGAAACGAAGAUCAGGCAGAGUUUUUGUGUGUUGUGUCGAAAGAGUUACAAAACACCCAAUAUGGCACAACUAGCGAGCCAAGCGAAAAAGCAAAGAUUUUGCAAGAAAGAGGGUCGAGAAUGUGAAGCAUUUGAAUUUUUUUUUUAAAAAAAAACAAACUUUUAUUUCAAGCAAAAACAUUGACAAGAUGCAAAGAAUUUCCACACGGAAGAGCCAAGCGAGGGGGAGAUCUGCUUUAGCUAACAUAGUAUAGUGGCCGUUUUGGGAACGUAUUCUUGAACGGAUGCUUCAAACCUUAAUAACGGGAAUGGGUUUAAAAAUAGAAAAAAAAAUAGGUUGUGCGGAUGCAAAUCUUUGCAUUCUUAUGCUUCUGGUGACUUGUAACUAACUAUUUUAUCUGUGGGUUUUUCUUUUGCAAAGUUGUAUAAAUCUUGGGCAGACCCACACAGACUGUCUUUGCGAUAUAUAUCGAAGUAUAAAAUAGGUGGCAAACUGACAGGCUUUACAGUGAUUGUAUGGCCCAUAACACCCAUAAGUGUGCUAUUAGAGACACUAACCAGGCCACUCUGUGGUCUAGCUAUUGGCACAAUGAGUCUUUGCUUAUUAAAGCAUUACUGACUAAGGCAGCUUGUUGCAGAAAGAAAUAACUAAGCCGUAUGUACUCAUGUUGGCAUAUUCUAACAAGGCCUUUAAUCUUAUUAAGCGAAGGAAAAAGCAUGCCCAACAUAUUCUGCACUUGUCUAUUGCUGCAAAAAAGUUUUUACAUAUAGAGAACUGCUUUUCUUGACUGCAAAUAUGCUAAGCUCCAGAUACGCUGGUGGCAUUUCUCAUUUUGAAUUUGUGGGGGGGGGGGGGGGUUGUUUUUAUUUUUGUAGUUUUUUCCUUCCAUAAACUGAUUGUUUUGUUUUUUCUGUGAGUGAGAGAUGUAACUUUUCUGCCUGUAAUGAUGACUUUUGGCCCUGGGAGUAAUGCUAAGCAUGUUUAGUCUGGUAUGGCUAAUCAUCAUUGGAUUUCUUUAUUUCCCAACAUGCUGGCCUUUGUAUUUGCUAAAGUAUGUAUUAAGGCAGCUGUGUGCCUGCGAGUACAUCGUACACUCCAACUAAACGUUAGACAUUUUCAAGGAGAGAGAACAAAUGCUGUUCCCACAUGGCACAGGAACUUUCCUGUGUAUCAUUUUUACAGUAAUUUUAUAUUAAGGAAGACAUUUUAAUUGUUCCAUAUAUACAUUUAUCACAAUGAGAAUGGGACCCUGGCAAAUGUCUGUUUUUAAUAUCGCAAUAUGCAGAUGUUAAUCUAAAGGAAGUAUUGGGAUGGAAAAAUGUUAUUU
Messenger RNA from Xenopus tropicalis (tropical clawed frog), 1858 nucleotides. It is a transcript of the gene kctd5, whose product is annotated as potassium channel tetramerization domain containing 5. The record is from RefSeq and is marked provisional. Gene Ontology annotation, biological process: protein homooligomerization. NCBI's taxonomy places the organism in Eukaryota, Metazoa, Chordata, Amphibia, Anura, Pipidae.